GGGGCCGCGGGCCACCUGAGCGCAGCGCCGCCGGCGUCUGCGCCGCCAGCCCUGGCCAUGUCGUCCUCCUUCUUCAACCCCAGCUUCGCCUUCAGCUCGCACUCGGACCCCGGCGGCGCCCCGCUCAGCGAGCUGUCCUGGUCGUCCUCCCUGGCUGUGGUCGCGGUGUCCUUCUCGGGCCUCCUCACUGUCAUCGCCCUCAUGCUGGCCUGCCUGUGCUGUAAGAAGGGUGGCAUCGGGUUCAAGGAGUUCGAGAAUGCGGAGGGGGAAGAGUACGCGGCUGGCUUCUCGGCCCAGGGCUCCCCGGCGGCCUCUGCGCAGAACGGGCCGGACGUGUACGUGCUGCCGCUCACCGAGGUCUCGCUGCCCAUGGCCAAGCAGCCCGGGCGCUCCGUGCAGCUGCUCAAGUCCACAGACCUGGGCCGGCACAGCCUCCUGUACCUGGAGGAGAUCGGCCACGGCUGGUUUGGGAAGGUGUUCCUGGGGGAGGUGAACUCGGGCCUCAGCAGCACCCAGGUGGUGGUGAAGGAGCUGAAGGCCAGCGCCAGCGUGCACGAGCAGAUGCAGUUCCUGGAGGAGGCCCAGCCCUACAGGGCCCUGCAGCACAGCAACCUGCUCCGGUGCCUGGCCCAGUGCGCCGAGGUGACGCCCUACCUGCUGGUGAUGGAGUUCUGCCCCGUGGGGGACCUCAAGGGCUACCUGCGGAGCUGCCGGGCGGCGGAGUCCAUGGCGCCUGACCCCCUGACCCUGCAGCGCAUGGCCUGCGAGGUGGCCUGCGGCGUCCUGCACCUGCAUCGCAACAACUACGUGCACAGUGACCUGGCCCUGAGAAACUGCCUGCUCACCGCGGACCUGACGGUGAAGAUCGGCGACUACGGCCUGUCUCACGGCAAAUACAGAGAGGACUACUUCGUGACCGCGGACCAGCUGUGGGUGCCGCUGCGCUGGAUUGCGCCCGAGCUGGUGGACGAGGUUCACUGCAAUCUGCUGGUGGUGGACCAGACCAAGGCCAGCAACGUGUGGUCCCUGGGCGUGACCAUCUGGGAGCUGUUCGAGCUGGGCGCACAGCCCUACCCCCACCACUCCGACAGGCAGGUGCUGGCCUACGCCGUCCGGGAGCAGCAGCUCAAGCUGCCCAAGCCCCAGCUGCCGCUGCCGCUGUCUGACCGCUGGUAUGAGGUGAUGCAGUUCUGCUGGCUGCAGCCAGAGCAACGGCCCACGGCCGAAGAGGUGCACCUGCUGCUCUCCUACCUGUGCGCCAAGGGCGCCACCGCGGCGGAGGACGAGUUCGAGCAGCGCUGGCGCUCCCUGCGGCCGGGCGGGGGCGGUGCGGGCCCCGGGCAGGGGGCGGCUGGCGCCGCUCUAGGGAGCGCGGGUGAGUUGGCCGCCGCCUCGUCCUUCCCGCUGCUGGAGCAGUUCGCAGGCGACGGCUUCCACGCGGACGGCGACGACGUGCUCACGGUGACCGAGACGAGCCGUGGCCUCAACUUCGAGUACAAGUGGGAAGCGGCCCACGGCGCCGACGCCUUCCCGCCGCCAGCGGACCUCCCGAGCCCGGGCCGCGCCGCGCGCCUGCAGGAGCUCUGCGCUCCAGACGGCGCACCCCCGGGGGUCGUGCCUGUUCUCAGCGCACACAGCCCCUCUGUGGGCAGCGAGUACUUCAUCCGCCUUGAGGAGCCCGCACCCGCUGCCGGCCACGACCCCGACUGUGCUGGUUGCACCCCUAACCCCUGCGCCGCAGCCCCCAGCUCCGAGGGCGAGGGCCACGACACCAGCUCAGAUGGCAGUGUUGCUGCCUCGCUGGCGGUGCCGCUGCAGGGCCAGGCGCCAUCCACCGACGGCCCCCGGGGCCACGGCGACCGCCUCCCCGACCUCUCCCCGAGCAGCAGCUGCGCCCAGGACCUGCCCUGCCCCUCGCGCGCUUCCUCGCCCGGGGGCCUGAUGCUGGUGGAGCCUGGAGUGGAGGUGGCGGACUGGGGCGCGGCCACUCGCUGCCCGCCCUACUGUGAGGACCCGCUGGGCACAGACCCCUCUGGGAUUCCCGGGGCCCCGUUGUCUCUGGGCAGGGAGGAGCUGGGGGAGGCCGCAGCACGCAGGGCCGCCCAGCAUGGACACUGGAGCUCCAACGUGUCGGCCAACAACAACAGCGGCAGCCGCGCCCCUGAGUCCUGCGAUCCAGGCGGCACAGGGAGCGACAGGGACGGCUUCUCCUGCAGGAAGCAGACCCGAUGGGCUGUCUCUGAGCUGGACCAUCCCCUGGCCCCAGAGGACCCCAGAGAGCCGCUCCUUGGGCUAGAGGGAGCCUCCUUGGGCCAGAAGUCGAGCCGCUGCCUUGACCCCCCUCAUCUGUGUCCUGCUGAGGGCCUGCCACCUGCCACCAGCCUAGUCACGCCCCCCUGGACAGAGGCAGCCAUCAGCGGGGGAGACAGCCCAGAGACAGAGCCCAGGCUUGGCGAGGAGGCCGAGGGCUCUGAGGGACCCCAGCGGCUCCUUCCAUCCAUCCCGUCCCCACCCCAAGAGGGAGCCCUGCUUCCCGCUGAGGAGGCCAGCGCCCCCACCGCCCUGCCUGCCUCGCCCACGCCUGCCAGCAGCCAGCCAGCCGCCACGGAGCCAGCCCAGACAUGGGGCCGCGGCAGCAGCUCUCCUGAGCCGGAGGCACCAGGCAGUGACAACGAGGACACCACUGAGGCCACUUCCGGUGUUUUCACCGACUUGUCCAGUGACGGCCCGCAGGCCGAGAAGCUGGAUGUGACGCCAGCCUUUCGCUCCCUGCAGAAGCAGGUGGGAACCCCUGACUCCCUAGACUCGCUGGACAUCCCGUCGUCGGCCAGCGAUGGGGGCUGUGAGGUCUUCAGCCCGUCAGCCGCCGGCCCCUCUGGAGGGCAACCCCGAGCCCUGGACAGCGGCUAUGACACCGAGAACUACGAGUCCCCCGAGUUCGUGCCCAAGGAGGCGCACGACCCGUGUGAGCCUGAGGCUUUCGGGGGACUGGCCUCGGAGGGUGAGAGCCCCGGAGCUGGGACUCAGCUCUCGGCCUCCCUCAGCGGUCUCAGCGAGAAGAACCCGUACCGUGACUCCGCCUACUUCUCGGACUUGGACACUGAGCCCGAGCCCGUGGUGGGCCCCGGGAAGAGGGGCAGGGGAGUCCUGGCCCCUGGGCCAGAGCCGGACCUGGAGAGUCCACAGGGCCCUGGGCUGCCACCUGCCCAGCCUCCUUCUGAGUCUGCGGCACCUGGGGAGGCGCAGAGCCCUGGCCCCAGGGAGGAGUCGCCACGGCCCCUGCCUGAGGGCUCUCCCCCUGGACCAAGCGCCUGCCCCGCGGACCCCGGGAGGGAGCCUCCCUGGCCCCCAAGCCCAGCCCAGGGGUCACCAGUGCCCAGUCCCGGGCGUUCCAAAGUGUUCCUACUGAGCCCCGUCCCGCGGAGCUCAGACAGCCACGGCCCCGAGCUGCAGGAGCCCCGGGGACUGCGGUCAGUCCUGCAGGAACGGACAGGGGGCCCGGGCGCCCCCAGAGGCCCACUCUGCCUGGCCCUGCCAGGACUCCCCGCUGCCCCGGAGGGCCGGCCAGAGGAGGAAGAGGAGGACAGCGAGGACAGCGACGAGUCGGACGAGGAGCUCCGCUGCUACAGCAUCCAGGAGCCGAGCGAGGAGAGCGACGAGGAGGCGCCGCCCGUGCCCGUGGUGGUGGCCGAGAGCCAGAGCGCACGCCACCUGCGCAGCUUGCUCAAAAUGCCCAGCCUGCUGUCCGAGGCCUUCUGUGAGGACCUGGAGCGCAAGAAGAAAGCCGUGUCCUUCUUUGACGACGUCACCGUCUACCUCUUCGACCAGGAAAGCCCCACCCGGGAGCUUGGGGAGCCCUUCCCCGGAGCCCAGAAGUCGCCCCCCGCGUUCCUCGCGGGCCGUCCCGGCUCCCCCGGCGCCCCCGGCGCCCCCUGCCGGCCGCGACGGGCCGAAGGCUCACCCGACGGCCUCACCGUCGAAGAGGGCGGAGAGUUCCAGUGGGACGACGGCUUCCCGCGGGCGCCGGCGGGGGACACCGCGCUGGCCGCCCCCGCCGCGCCCUCCAAGCCGGCCGCGCCCGGCCCCUUCUCGCGUUUCACCGUCUCGCCCGCGCCCGCGUCCCGCUUCUCCAUCACGCACGUCUCCGACUCGGACGCCGGCCGUGUGGGAGGCUCUGCCGGAGGUGCUGGGGGCAUCUGUAAAGAAGCCUGAGGCCCCAGCGGCCCCGCCUUGGAGGCCCUGCUCUGGGCAGCAGCGAGGAUGGCGUCUGACUGUGUGGGGGCUGCAGUCGACGCGGUUGGCAGCAGCUUCCAGCACCGCGGUGCCCUGCGCAGCACCGUGGUCCGCAGAGCGCCGUGCCGCGGCCGGGGCCGCCCUAGGGGCAGGGCUGGCCUGGCUGCUGUCUCUGCCGCUGUUCCCUAGGGAAGGCCUGGCGCCGCGCCCCGCUGUCAGACUGCUCGGCCUCUGAGGCUGGGGGGCCUCCCGGGCCCUGCCCGCCGGCCCCAGCAGUGCAUUGCAGGGGGCGGUGCCCCCCACCCUGCGUGGUACCUGGCGCAGGCCCUGUGUCCUCGGCCCCUUUCACCUGGUUCUGGGUUUGCUCAGUGCAAGGACAGGCCCCGGGGCUCCUGGGUCCCACCACCCUUACCUCAAAGUCUGUGGCUGCAUUUCCCCUUCACUGACUCCACUAGACCCCAUGCCCUCCUUCUGCGCAGGGUCUGGGGCUAUUCCUGCCUGGGCCCCCCUGUUGGAGUCAACAGGGCAGCUUGAAAGACAGGGGGGGCCUCCAGGCCCCGCCCCGCCGCCUCAGCCCCAUUCCAGAGGCGCCCUCUGCUGCAUGGUGUGGGGCGCACCCCUCUGCGGGGACUACCCGCCCUGCUGCUGGAAGACGGUGGGGGCUGUGCCGGGGGGGCUCCCGCUGACAGGGAAGGGGCCGGGGAAGAGGUGGAGCUGGGGGGGGGCCGCACAGGGAAUAUUUUUGUAGCCACUACUGUCCGAGGCCGGGGUUAUGAUUUUAAGUUAUUGUUGCCAAAGAGACGUGAGUUUGUCGCUGCUUUGGGAGUGCGGGCGGGGAUGCUCUGGGGUUCGUGUUUUUGUUUCUUACUAGUUUGAGGCUUAGGAUGCUGGUGCGACGACU
Molecule: messenger RNA, 5134 nt
Organism: Pteronotus mesoamericanus
Lineage: Eukaryota; Metazoa; Chordata; Mammalia; Chiroptera; Mormoopidae
Gene: LMTK1
Product: apoptosis associated tyrosine kinase
Exons: 14
Coding region: 58-4212 (1384 amino acids)
Biological process (GO): brain development; peptidyl-tyrosine autophosphorylation
Molecular function (GO): protein tyrosine kinase activity; ATP binding
Source: RefSeq, a predicted model, not a curated record